AUCAGUGGGAACUCGCAUUUUGCAGCACACGUUUCAAAAAAGCAUGUGAUCAAAAGAAGCAUCGGACAUCAUUGAUCACGUGGUAAUCUUACUUUGAAACAAGCAUCAGUACAUUAUAUCGGAUCAGUAGGUCUUUGAAAACUGCAUCGGAGCUCCGGUAUCUAUCUAUCAAGCGUCCCUUCACGAGCUAGUGUUGACAUUCACUGACCGGCUACUACAGCCUGGGAUUGUCUUCUCCGAGACGAAACCGUGAUAACCGAGAGGCUUGGUCGUGCGUUGAGAAUGGAAAAGCACAAAGUGCUGGAUCAACUCCUGGAGGAGCUGCAGUGCUUCCUCCUGAUCCUGGAUCGGGAAAACCUGAGUGGGAAUGCCACUGUGCAGAAAGGCAUGCUGUCUGACCUGCUGCAGUCCUACAGAUGCUCCAACGGUGGUGGUGGUGGUGGUGAUGAGGAGUACAUCUACAUGAACAAAGUCAUUGUGACUGGGCAGGGUCAGGACAAAGCUGACAGAGACAACACACCAGAUGCCCUGGCCAAUGGGAGAGCAGGAAAACAUGUCCCUGCCCCACAGAAGAGUCUUCCAGACUUGCCACCACCUAGAGCAGUUAUUGUAGGGAGAGAGCCCUUCCCCCAGCCCUCGGCCCCGGCCUGCUUGGAGUUUCAGGAGGGAUAUUACGAGGAGGCCCAGCCCUAUGACUCAGCCAUGAACGAUGACGGCGAGGCAGUGAGCAGCUCCUAUGAGUCCUACGAUGAGGAGGAAGUGACCAAGGGGAAGUCGUCAUUGUCAGCGCAGCACCAGUGGCCGUCCACCGAGGCAUCCAUCGAGCUGAUGAAGGACGUGCGCAUCUGCGCCUUCCUCUGGAGGAAGAAGUGGCUGGGCCAGUGGGCCAAGCAGCUGUGUGUCAUUCGAGAACAUCGCUUCCUGUGCUACAAGAGCUCCAAGGAGCAGAUGCCGCUGUUGGACGUGAGCCUGCUGGGAUGCAUCGUGGUCUACAAGGCGAAGCAGCCUAAGAGGAAGGAGCACAAGCUGAAGAUCAUCCCCAUGGGAGGAGAGGCCAUCGUUCUGGGCCUGCAGAGCAAGGAGCAGACAGAGCUGUGGCUCAAGGUGAUCCAGGAAAUCAGCCCUAAACCAGCAGAGGGCUCUGAGAUGCAGCACUCUGUGUCCGACUCCUCACGACUCAUUUGCACUAAGGGGGAGCUCAGUGAGAGGUACUCAGUUACUUCUGAAAGUGGCAGCAGCACAGACAGCCACGCUGAGACCCUUGAAUCUAAAGAUGUGAAGAAGAAAUACAGUGCAGGUCUGAAGUUCAGUAACUUAAUGAACAUUGGCAAGAAGAAGACCUCUUCCUUAGACAGUCCGGAGAAAUGUGUUGACACCUCAGGUUACCUCAACGUGCUGGUUAACAGUCAUUGGAGGAGCCACUGGUGUCUGAUAAAAAAUGGGCAGCUGUGGUUUUACCAGGACAAGGGCAAGACUAAAGUGGCCCAGCAGCCUGUGCCUCUGGAGGGAUGCAUGGUCUUGCCAGACCCCAGCCCUGAGCACCUCUACUCCUUCCGGAUCCAGAUGGAUGGGGCACAGCUAGCCACACUAGAGGCCAAGUCGUCAGCUGAUAUGGGUCACUGGCUGGGUCUUCUGCUAUCUCAGACUGGGACUAAGACCGACCCUGAAGAACUCACCUAUGACUAUGUCAAUUCUGAGAGGAUCUCCAGCAUAGUCAAUGCAGCCAAGACCUCCUUGUAUCUGAUGCAGGGGAGGUACUCAGAGCCUAGCACCUACAAAGACAGCCUUUCCUCGGCUCCCCACGGUUCAGAUGACAUUUAUGACGAUGUGGCUUCUAUAGAGGGCGAACUGGAGGAUGCAGAGGAGAGCGGCCUUCUGGAUGAUCAGGAGAGCAGUGGUCAAUGUCGUCAAGACAGCACUGGACCGUGUGGUCAAGAUGGCGAUGUGGUGGUGGUGGACAAUGCAGGGCAGGACGCAGCAGACAGGGUUUACUUGGACCUCAUUCCUGUACGAUCGUUCCUGCACACGUCCUGUGGCAUAGGGUCCCCAAACAAAGAACCCCCCCGCUCUUCACCCGCCCCCACUGAGGAGCAGCAGGACCUCCCUAGCCAGGUUGAUUCUAGCAUCAUAUCCGAAUCAGAGCUUCCACCAUCCCACAAUGGAGUGGAACCCACUGCUAACACCAACAGACCUGAGCAGGAGCGCCCCCUGUCUCCCAGCCCUCUACAGCCCUAUACCCAGGCUCAAAAGGCCUCUCUCCUCAGCCAAGACAUCCAGAAAAGGGCCAGUCCAGGCAUACAGCACCCCCAGGCCCCCAGUACAACCACCCUUAACACACAGCCCCCCAAAACCCCUCAGAGUCCUGCAGCUACCACUCUUGCAUUCAGCCUUCCCCCUCACAGUCCCCAACCUCUCAGAGGCCGGAGUGCCAGCAGUGGAGACCAAAGGACCAAAGUCUUAUCCACAGCCACCCCUGGGGCCAUCGAGGUGAAACUGGGGAAGAACAGAACGGAGGCGGACAUGCGGCUCUUCACGGAAGAGCGUGACCGGCUGGAGAGAGAGAAGGAAGAGAUACGGAGCAGCCUAGUCAACCUGAAGAAGGAGAGGAGGGAGACCAAGGAGGAACUCAGCACCUGCCAAGACCCGGAGCAGCAGGCCUCCCUGGAUGCAUGUCUGAAGCAGAAGGAGGAGGCGUGCCGGGAGGCGGAGCAUUGUCGGGUGGAGGUGGAGCUACGAUUGAUGGAUGUGAAGGAGAGUCUGAGAAAAGCAGAGGCGGGGCCUUUCGUUCUGGGCACCACAUUGGACAGCAGCCUCCUGGACACACCCAUGGCGAAAGCGGUAUCCAUGGGUCCCCCACAGACUCCCUCUCCCCCCACAAACUAUGGGGACUCCUCUCCUGUCAACUCCGCCACCGCGCUAAAGAAUAGACCCCUGUCAAUCAUGGCAUCCAGCAAAGGCAACGUCCUGCAGAAGGCUAAGGAAUGGGAGAAGAAAUCCACCACCUAGGGGUGAGCAAGACUUUCCCUUUGAUCUCUGAUGACAUUUGAGGUCAUCAUUAUGACCCAUGGCCAGGUCAGGUGCUAUGCUUUGGCUGCACUGGGGGGCUAGGAAGGAAAGGACACCACCCUCACCACCUCCCUGCCCCUACACCUGCCUCUGUCCAACCAGAGAAUAGGACAGAAACUAAUGGCUCCACAGAAAGCCAAUUAGAGACCAGGCACACCUGUCUACUGGAAAACCAAUGCCACUGGACAUUUCUAGAUUUGAAAAACGAUUGAAGUUGUUUUUUUCCAUAAAGUCACAUUUUCAUAUAGUCACAUUUAAAAAUAUGUUUAAAGAGGUUUUUUAAUAAUAUACAGUAUUAUUUUUGGAAAUAUGGAGCCACUUUCCUCUUACACCAGCAUGCCACAAGGGGACGACCCCCCUACCAUGUCUACCAUUUGGUACAGGCUGAUAGCCAAGAUGUAAAUACAUAUUACACUGUUCUGUUUACUUUUUUACUUGUAUGCUAGCUAAAACUUGCACUUUUAUUAAAAUAAAAAAAACUUAGUACUGACA
This is a messenger RNA of Oncorhynchus masou masou (cherry salmon), 3558 nucleotides long. It is a transcript of the gene afap1l2, whose product is annotated as actin filament associated protein 1-like 2. Gene Ontology annotation, biological process: regulation of interleukin-6 production; positive regulation of epidermal growth factor receptor signaling pathway; positive regulation of interleukin-8 production. Lineage: Eukaryota; Metazoa; Chordata; Actinopteri; Salmoniformes; Salmonidae. Gene Ontology annotation, cellular component: cytosol. Gene Ontology annotation, molecular function: SH3 domain binding; SH2 domain binding. The transcript has 19 exons. The record is from RefSeq and is a predicted model, not a curated record. Bases 283 to 3006 code for a protein of 907 amino acids.